Messenger RNA from Hyaloscypha bicolor E, 1704 nucleotides. RefSeq names its product acetyl-CoA synthetase-like protein. NCBI's taxonomy places the organism in Eukaryota, Fungi, Ascomycota, Leotiomycetes, Helotiales, Hyaloscyphaceae. The record is from RefSeq and is a predicted model, not a curated record. The transcript has 2 exons. The coding region runs from base 1 to 1704 and encodes 567 amino acids.
AUGAGCUCCUUGAGCAACGAUGACCCCGAGGUGGGCGUGGGAUACCAUCGACCAAGCAAAGACAUCAAUCAUGGCAAGCGACUUCUGCCACAAGUUCUCGACAAAAUUGCCGCAGAAGAUCCCGAUCACCUCAUUGGCAUCAUUGCGGAUCCCGGCACCAUGCCGAACUUGACCUUCACCUCGCUGAGCAGCUCGCAAAUGGCAAAUGCUGUCAACUUCACCUCCCAGUGGCUCUGCCAACUGCUGGACAAAGAUCCUUACGAGACUAUCGCUUUCAUUGGCGUCCAGGACUACAGGUACUGGAUCAUAGUCUUGGCUGCAAUGAAGUCCGGCCACCCCCUUUUAUUCGCCAGUCCGCGGAACGCUAUUGUGAAUAACGUUUCUUUACUCAACGCCACCAACUGCGACGUCGUAUUCUAUUCCGGUGGUGGCAGUCCACUCGAAGCACAUGUCAAAGGCAUUCAGAAUACCAUUUCAGGAUUGAGAAUUCACGAGAUACCCAGCCUGGAGCAGAUGGUCGCAGUCAAAUCAAGUCAUUACCCAUACAACAAGACAUUUGACGAAGCCAAGAACGAUACUGUAUUGUUUUUGCAUACGUCCGGCUCCACUGGGAACCCGAAGCCAAUCCGAAUCAACAAUGCGUUUAUCGCUCGCGUAGGUUGUGAUGAUCUUGUUCCUGUACCACCGGGAAGAGUUUUGGCCGCCUCAAAUUUGGCAAAGAAAAAAGGACUCUCUUACUUGGGAGCUCCGCUAUUCCACAUAAGCGGCCUCUGUACCAUGACUAUUGCCUUGUAUAGAAUGAACACGACAGUUGUGGGCCCCAUUGAUCGUCCUCCGUCGGCUGAUGUUGCCUGCGCUAUAGUGCGAAGCAUUAAGUUGACUGCAAUCUCCGCGGUCCCAUUUAUCCACGAUGCAAUCUUUGGAGCCAACGGAGAGGAGCUGAAGGAUCGGCUUACAGGCCUACAUCACGUCAAUUCAUUUGGUGGACCAUUACGCCGAGAAACAGGGAGGUGGUGCGCCGAAAACCUCCCUAACACUGUCUUGUGGCAAGGCUAUGGAAUGACCGAAAAUAGUGUCCUUGCGAUGCUUGUUCCCCCCAGAUCACAUUGGCAUUGCUUCGAGUUCCAUCCAACUCUAGGACCCAGCAUGGAGCGCAUCUCGCCCACAUCAGAUCUCUACGAAGUGGUGUUUCGGCGACAUCCCGACCCAAAGUUCUCUUGGAUUCAUAAUGUCUUCGAAGUCUAUCCUCGCCUCGACGAAUGGCGCUCUGGCGAUCUCUUCCGACGCUGCAAAGAUGAGGGCUUCGAGCAUCUAUGGGAGCAUGAGGGUAGGAUUGAUGAUAUUAUGAUCCUAAGUAAUGGUGCGAAGGUCAAUCCGCUGCAUAUCGAGGCCAAGUUGAUGGGUCAGCCGACGUUGAAGGGCUGCGUGAUGUUUGGCGAUGGACAUACUGCUUGUGGCAUGCUGGUCGAACCGAAUCAGCCGGGCAUUAGCAAGGAGGAAUUGUUGAACAGUGUUUGGGCUGCAAUAGAAGAGGUGAACAUGUUGGUCCCGCAGCGUGCAAGGGUACUGAAGAGCUUGAUUGUUGUGGUAAGUGCGGAGAAGCCGCUGACUAGGUCGCCGAAGGGGAUACCUGUGAGGAAGAUGUCUCUCAUGCUGUAUGAGGCAGAGAUCCAAGAGGCGUAUAGGGAAGCUGGUUAUGUAUGA